AUCCCUCUUGCACUUCCAUCAUCUGAAGAGACAUGGAAGAGCAGGGGAUUGUUGUUCAGCAGGACAGGACAGAAAAAGACAAGCAUGCAGUGGACAAAGAUGUCUGUGUGACAUGUCAGCACCACACACCCAAAGGACAUGGCACAAUGGCUGUUCCUCCUGCAUACGCAGACUUAGGAAAAUCUGCUAAAGACAUCUUCUACAAGGGCUUUGGUUAUGGAGUUCUUAAGCUGGAUGUCAAGACCACAUCUCAGAGUGGUGUUAUGGAGUUUGCCACCUCUGGCUCCAACAACACAGACACGGGGAAGUCAGGAGGCCACCUGGAGACUAAGUACAAAGUGAGCGAGUUGGGCCUAAACUUCAACCAGAAAUGGAACACAGACAACACCCUCACCACUGAAAUUACCAUGGAGGACCAGCUGGCUAAAGGCUUGAAGCUUGGUUUGGACACAUCAUUUGUGCCCAACACUGGAAAGAAGAGUGCCAAACUGAAGACGGGCUACAAGCGGGACUACAUGAAUGUGGGCUGUGACCUGGAUUUCGACAUGGCCGGUCCCACGGUCCAUGCAGCUGCUGUGCUGGGCUACGAGGGCUGGCUGGCUGGCUACCAGCUAGCUUUUGACACUGCAAAAUCUAAACUGACUCAGAACAACUUUGCUCUUGGAUACAAAGCUGGUGACUUCCAGCUUCACACCAACGUUAAUGACGGUACAGAGUUUGCUGGUUCCAUUUACCAAAAAGUUAACGGCAGCUUAGAGACAGCAGUCCACCUGGCCUGGACAGCAGGCAGCAACAACACGCGCUUUGGUAUUGGAGCCAAAUACCAGCUGGAUAAGGAUGCCACCCUGUCUACAAAGGUUAACAACGCCUGCCUUGUUGGAGUUGGAUACACACAAACCCUCAGGCCAGGAGUGAAGCUCACCCUCUCAGCUCUGAUUGAUGGGAAGAACGUGAAUGGCGGCGGACAUAAAGUUGGCAUGGGUUUCGAGCUGGAGGCGUAAAGAUUCAGCAGAACAGACAAGACAAGAAGAGAGGAAAGCAACACGAAAAAAAUUAGCCCAAAUAUGAAGACACUAUAAAGUCCACUCAGCGACACAUAAACACAUCUUCUCCCUUGAGUCUACACACACAUAUGCACACAGAUGCAAACUUUCUUUGGCCUUAACACUGAAACCCCAACAGCCUCCAAGGCGUCCAGUACUGUAAUAUUCAUCAAAUCAAGACCUAAUUUUGAAUUUUCUAUCAUUUACAGUUCCACAGCCAGCCUUUGAACCUAUGUUACCAGAAUACAACAAAGACAAUAAUUCUGUAAUAAUAAUGUGCUAUUUAUGAUUAAAUAACCUGCACAUUUUAAUGUGUCUCAAAUAUGUGUUCUUUUAGAAUAUGCGUUAAAGCUCCUUUUUAUAUUGACUGUGUGAUCAGCCAAGCUUUAUUUAGUUAAACUCUGGAUUCUAGAAAAUAGUAUCGGUAUUGUUCUGGUAUGUUUUGGUUUUGAUGCAUGCUUUAAAGGCAAGAGGGAAGUUUUUUGACCCAUCAUUGUCAUAUUGAAAGAGUGACUGUAAACGGAUGCAAUACAAGCAGGAGUUUAGCAGAUAAACCAGAUCCUGUUCAUGAGUCAGAGUGCACUGACUUUGAUUCUACCACUCGACCGCAGUAACACAGUUACAAACUGAACUCUCAGAUGUCUAAAUUUCUAUUUUUCAGGUCCUGUUUGCUUAAAAAUGGAUGUAUUGCAAUUGGAAUCUCUGUCACCUCUUUGUAUUUUCAUGUUUUUAUCCUACUCCUGUUCAGUCUUUAUCACUACAUUUCAUGUCUGUGCUGUUCUUUGUAUAGAAGAGUUAGUCAACAUAUAGGACCUCAAAAUAAAUUUAUGGAAUAAAUAAUGUCAAACACAA
This is a messenger RNA of Melanotaenia boesemani (Boeseman's rainbowfish), 1895 nucleotides long. It is a transcript of the gene vdac3, whose product is annotated as voltage-dependent anion channel 3. The coding region runs from base 33 to 1001 and encodes 322 amino acids. NCBI's taxonomy places the organism in Eukaryota, Metazoa, Chordata, Actinopteri, Atheriniformes, Melanotaeniidae. Gene Ontology annotation, cellular component: mitochondrial outer membrane. Gene Ontology annotation, biological process: monoatomic anion transmembrane transport. The record is from RefSeq and is a predicted model, not a curated record. The transcript has 10 exons. Gene Ontology annotation, molecular function: voltage-gated monoatomic anion channel activity.